CUGAGUGACUAAACGGGCGGGUCCACUUUGGUCCCUCCCCUUUCUCCUUCCCGAGAAGUGAGAGCGAGAGGCGCCUCUGCCGCUUGGCUGUGUUUGCUUGUUGUUAUUUGGUUUGACGCGCCCGGCCGCCCGGGCUUCGUUCUGGCCAUGCCACGGCGUUGAGCUCUUCAACUUCGGGUUGACUUUCCAGGAUGUACACGGCAGGGCUGGCUCCCUUCUACGCCUCCAACUUGAGCUUGUGGUCCGCGGCGGCGUAUUGCAGCCCCGGUGGGUCGGGCGGCUGCUUCCCUUUGGAGCCGUCGGGGCUCAAGAAGCCGUCCUUCUGCAUCGCGGACAUCCUGCACGCCGCGGCCGGAGGGGAAGCCUCGGGGCUGGAGGGGCUCCCGCUGGGCGCCGCCGUCCACGCGCAUGCGCACUUCCACGCCACCGCCGCCGCCUCUUCUCCGCUCAGGCCCACGCCGCUCGUGGCCCCGGAGCCCGCUUUCCAGGCCCGGCUCUCGCCCCUUUCGGCGCCUUUCCCGCCUCCUCCUCCUCCUCCUCUUCCAGGAAGGGGCCAAGCGCCCGCCCUGGCCCCUUCCAGCAAGGACUUGAAGUUUGGCAUUGACCGCAUCUUGUCCGCCGAGUUUGACCCCAAGCUCAAGGAAAGCAACACGCUCAGAGAUCUGACCUCCUUACUAAGCUCCAGCCGCCCAAGCGGGCUCCACCACGGGCCCCCCGCCUUACCGCCUCCGGCCGGCCAGUUCUUCGCCUCCUUAGAGCCCAUAAGCGAGACCACUUCCGGAAUCUUGGGCCCCUUAAACGCCACCCCAAGGAGUUCAGUUCCGCACCAGUUUCAGGACACUUUUCCAGGUCCCUAUGCGGUGCUCACCAAAGACACGCUGCCUCAGACCUACAAACGUAAACGCUCCUGGUCCCGGGCGGUUUUUUCCAACCUCCAAAGGAAAGGGCUGGAGAAACGCUUCGAAAUCCAGAAAUAUGUCACCAAACCGGACAGGAAGCAGCUGGCCGCCAUGCUAGGACUCACCGAUGCCCAAGUCAAGGUCUGGUUCCAGAACCGGCGCAUGAAGUGGCGCCACUCGAAGGAGGCGCAGGCGCAGAAGGACAAGGAGAAGGAGCCCUCGGAGAAGGAGCCGGCAGGGGGCGCUGCGCCCAACGCGGAGCCCACGGAGCGCAGCCCCAGCCGCUCCGAGGAGGCCGAGGAGGAGAGCGAGAGCAGCGAGGCCGAGUCCUUCGAGCUGGAGCCCGGCAGCGACGAGGCGGAGCCGCGGACGGAAAAUAGCAGCGGCGCCACCGCGGAGCAGGCCCUGCAGCAGCAACAUUCGCGGCACAGCCACGACUCCUCGGACCCUCGCCCCGAAGCUCCCCCAGGCCUGGACCAAUGCAGGGAGCCCUUGCGGUGCCCCGAGCAGCCUCCUUUCGGCCUGCGGGACUCUCCUUGACCUCCUUCCUGGCUUGCCCAGCCUGGAGAGACCGCUCCCUCUUGAGAACUGUAACCCCGAAACUGGAGUGAGAUGGGGGAGAAGAGGAUUAGCAGACCCUCUUUUCAGGAAGGGGGGAGCCCUCAGAGGCGACUGACUCUCUCUCAACUGCUGGCUAGGACUCACCUUUGGACCGUGGAGGGAUCUGAGGUAGCUUCUCUAGUUAAGGAGGAUGCGGAGGAUAAGCCCCGCCAAAGGGAGAACCAGGUCGGGCAGGAACUACGCAGCCACCCACUUGGGAAGGUCUCUUCUCUUCCACACGUGGCUGCGGAAGGACUAGGCUUCCCAUGCGCCUUCUAACCCUUAAAGGCCCCCCUGGCACCAUUCGUCAUGGGAAGCGUGUCCCUUCCCUCUUACCCACGCGUUGCUUUGUACAAUCUGGCCAAGAGAAAAGGGAGAACAAGAAAGGUGCGGACUGUAAAUAAAUGGGUUGUUGAA
This is a messenger RNA of Anolis sagrei ordinatus, 1916 nucleotides long. It is a transcript of the gene HLX, whose product is annotated as H2.0 like homeobox. Gene Ontology annotation, molecular function: DNA-binding transcription factor activity, RNA polymerase II-specific; sequence-specific DNA binding. The record is from RefSeq and is a predicted model, not a curated record. Gene Ontology annotation, biological process: regulation of DNA-templated transcription. NCBI's taxonomy places the organism in Eukaryota, Metazoa, Chordata, Lepidosauria, Squamata, Anolidae.